CAGAAAACCCUGCCAGUGCAUCACAGCUAGGGUCGCAAUCAUGCCUGCCUCAAAGGGUUCCCGUUCUUCUUCCAAGAAGGCGAAGAAGGGAGGAAGCAAUGUCUUCGAUAUGUUCACCCAGAAGCAGGUGGCGGAGUUCAAGGAGGGCUUCCAGGUGAUGGACCGUGAUCGUGAUGGCAUCAUCAGCAAGGACGACCUCCGUGGUGUCUACGACGAAAUCGGCCGUAUUGUCACCGACAAGGACCUGGACGACAUGAUUGCUGACGCACCUGGCCCAAUUAACUUCACCACCCUCCUGCACAUGUUCGCCUCACGCUCCUCUGGAGAGUCCGACGACGACGAUGUUGUUGCCAAGUCUUUCCGUGCCUUCGAGAAGGAAGCCGGUCAGAUCGACUCCGAGCAGUUCCGUGCAAUGCUUAUGGCUUUCGGUGACAAGUUCACGCCCGCGGAAGUCGACGAUGCCUUUGAGCAGAUGGAAAUCGACGAGGACACCGGCAUCAUCGACUCCAACGCCCUCAUCGCCAUGUUGUGCGCCGGUGGAGCAGAAAAGGGUGAGGGUGAGGCUUAAAUACCCAAAUUCCCGUCCCAUCGUCCGUGCCCGAAGGAAAUGUGGGUGAGCAGUAGCGGAAGCCAUCUGCAGGGGUUGCUACCUGUAGCUGUGACACUCAGGCGCUUCUUGGCUAUCUUCUGGCCCCUGCUGCUGCUACUUCCUCUCUCAUCAAUGCUCGCCACUUCUUCCAUACGUCACCACCACCCAUAUUUCUUACGGGCGAAGUCACAAGCAGGAUAGACAAUUGAGGCUGGACCCUUCGCCCUCUCCCUCUUCUGUAAUCCUGCCGUCAUUAUCUCCAUCUACGAUAGACCCUACAAGCGGCGGCUUUCACCAGACCUCAAGAUCGGCGUCCGCGAACUCGCAGUGUCUUUGUGAAAAGAAAAAAGCCAAGCCGGGAGCGGAGUGACAGUGACAGUGCAUAUGAAUGUAAACAUUGCCGCCGUGAUCCACAACCAGAGGGCCUACCGCUCCCUUGCUAAAAAAAAAGUGUUACAUCCGAACAGAACUAAAACGAGACAUCUGUGACUAAAGUAAAGUACGAGGUCGUAGUGUGAGGGAGCUCAGUGUCAUCUGCCUCAUCUUUAAACCAGUGUAGUGACGACUUUUACGAGCUGGAGAAGCCACCGUGGUGACCGCUACGCAGUUGUCGUCACUGAUGCUGGACCAGAGUCGGGUGCCGGUGUACUGCAGCUCUAGCACUUGUAAAUGUUUCACUUGUGAAGCAUUGUAUUAACAUCGGCAAGAUAUAUUCAAUAAAAUGUUUUACAAUC
Molecule: messenger RNA, 1323 nt
Organism: Procambarus clarkii (red swamp crayfish)
Lineage: Eukaryota; Metazoa; Arthropoda; Malacostraca; Decapoda; Cambaridae
Product: myosin regulatory light chain 2
Biological process (GO): locomotion; post-embryonic development
Cellular component (GO): myosin II complex; cytoplasm
Molecular function (GO): calcium ion binding; myosin heavy chain binding
Source: RefSeq, a predicted model, not a curated record